AUGUAUGUACGUAUUGAGUAUGCACGUGGAUUCAGAGAUUUCAGCGUUGAAAUACGUAGACAAGAAGAAGAAAUGACAAGACAAGCCAGUGGUGAAAAAGCACCAUCUCACUGUAAAACAAAACGUCUGGAAGAUCUUUUUCGUCCACCUUAUGAUAUUUUAUUUUUGGGGACAUUCGUCGAAGCUCGAGAAUACGCCAAAUCAAAAAAUCGUUGGCUAUUAGUUAAUGUACAGAACCCACAGGAAUUUGCGUGCCAAAUGCUUAAUCGAGAUGUGUGGUCUGAUAAACAAAUAAAAGAAAUAAUCAAAGAUCAUUUUGUUUUGUGGCAGGUACUGUCAGAUACAGCUGACGGACGAAGAUACAUUGAUUUUUACAACGUACUCGAAUACCCUUAUCUGGCAGUGGUCGACCCAAGAACUGGAGAAUGUAUGCGUUCCUAUAGUACAAUAUCAAUGGAUCAUCUUCUAACUGGAUUGAACGAUGUUCUCAGCUCCCAGCCGUCACCUGACUGCAGCUCAGACUCUCCUGAUGUCGAGGCCUCACACUGCGAGCCGACUUCAUCGGCUAAACGGGGUGGUCACUUUAAUAUUUCUAAAGAUUCCGGUAGGAGAAUUAAAAAAUCACGUGUCUCUAAUGAUCCAACAUCUACAGUUGGUUUCAACACUCUUAAUGGAGAGCCAUCUGUCAGUACGAGCACUGGGAGUUCGGUGAUUCGUGGUAAAAGAAGUCGUAUGGAGAUUGAUAAUUGCGAUGAUCCUUCUGAUGAAGCUGCGAUACCUAGUAAAGAAGACUCAGUGGCUAAAACUUCUAAUAAUACACCGACUGUGUCAAACAAUGAUAGUAAACCGUCUACUUCAAGUUACAAUAGUAAUCUGUCAACUUCGAGUUUUAGUAAUAAAGCUUCUACUUCAACUAACGGAGAAUUAUCAUUACGAUUAUGUCUACGAUUACCUGACGGUGAACCAGAGACUAUUUCAAUGCGUGCUAAUGAUACUAUUGAGUGCUUCAUAAAACGCAUUGAGGAUAUGGGAUACUCAAGGACAGAUCAUACAUACUUGAUUCCAUUCCCAAAAACAAAUGUAGGUGCAUUGCCAACGGAAACACAGUUGCGUGAUACUAUUUUGUACCCAUCAAGCACGAUAUUUAUUACUAAAGUCUAA
Cotesia congregata is the source of this 1161-nucleotide messenger RNA. The record is from the annotation of a GenBank genome assembly. NCBI's taxonomy places the organism in Eukaryota, Metazoa, Arthropoda, Insecta, Hymenoptera, Braconidae.